AGUCGAGCUCGGGUGCGGCCGGAUUCACAUCCGCAGGUGCUAUUCACAACCAAUUUCCCUCUCUUCUUCGCGCUCAUCUCUGCCUGCCUCCCGAGUCGACCCCGCCGACGGAGGGUUUAGGGUUUUAGCGGCGACGCCCCGGACAACAUAUAGCGCGCCUGCCUAAAAAUCUAAAUCCUACUCCAAACCGUCAUACGAUUCCAAGUCUAGGGUUUGAAUCGCCGCCGCUGUGGGAGCGGAGAGAGGAAUGGCGGAGGAGAUGGACGCCUCUCCCAGCUACUUCAGCCCCGAUGAUCUCGGCAGCAGGGAGCAGUACCGCCGCUACGGGAAAAGGCAGUCUCCCUCUAACAUUUCACCACUCUUGGCUAGCUCGGUGUCGAAAUUCUCUGAAGCGAGGCUUCUGUAUGAUGGUAAUAACAUUCAGAAACGACCUAAUGCUGCUUUGCUUCUCGAAGAAAUCAAGCAAGAGGUUGAGAGCUUUGAACCUGAUGGGUUCGAUGGAUCAAGAGUUCCGAAUGCAGCUAAGAGACGAGUAUCUGUUGAUGGUCAUGCUGUCUCGGACUUACAUGCUAAUUUCAGUUCAAUUCGACAAUCGGCGAGCCAAUCAUUAAAGCUGAUCAAGCAGGAAGAUGAUUUCCUGCCAGAUGGUGGAGAGACAAUCUUUACAUUAUUUGCCUCUCUUCUCGAUUCUGCACUUCAAGGAUUGAUGCCUUUUCCUGAUCUGAUUUUGCAUUUCGAGAAGACAUGUCGUAACAUCUCUGAGUCAAUCAGGUAUGGUAGUACAGUGCGGCAUCGGGUGGUUGAGGACAAGUUCAUAAAGCAAAAAGCUCGCCUCUUGCUUGAUGAGGCCGCUUCCUGGUCACUUCUUUGGUACCUCUUUGGGAAAGGAAAUGAGGAACUUCCUGAAGACCUAUGGCUGUCUCCAACAACCUCGCACCAGGAAGCUUGCCAAUUUGUUACGUCAGAUCAUACAGCACAACUAUGUCUACGUAUUGUACUCUGGCUUGAAGGACUAGCCUCAGAAGAUCUUGAUUCGGAAAAGAAGGUAAGAGGAACCCAUGUUGGUUCCUACCUUCCAAGUUCUGGUGUUUGGCAUCGUACACAGAGGUUCUUAAAGAAAAAGAAUGACGACCCAGCUAUUGUCCACCACUUAGAUUUUGAUGCUCCAACACGUGAAGCAGCUCAACUGCUUUCUGAUGACAAAAAGCAAGAUGAGUUACUUCUAGAAGAUAUUUGGACUCUACUAAGAGCUGGAAGAUUAGAAGAGGCAUGUGAACUUUGCCGCUCUGCCGGCCAGGCUUGGAGAGCUGCUACUCUAUGUCCAUUUGGGGGGUUGGACCUCUUUCCUUCUGUUGAAGCUAUGCAUAAGAAUGGAAAGACACGAACAUUACAGGCAAUUGAAUUGGAAAGUGGCAUUGGACACCAAUUGCGUCUUUGGAAAUGGGCAUCAUAUUGUGCUUCAGAGAAAAUUGCUGAGCAAGAUGGUGGGAAGUACGAGAUGGCUGUAUAUGCCCUGCAGUGCAGUAACUUGAAACGCUUAAUGCCGGUUUGUACUGAUUGGGAGUCAGCAUGCUGGGCAAUGGCAAAGUCCUGGCUCGAUGUUCAGGUCGAUUUAGAUUUAACUCGCUUUCAGCAAAGUAGACUGGAGGAAAAACAAUAUGCAGAUGAUAUGAAUGGGGCUUCUAACCAAGCUAUUUCACCGUCAAUUGGCCCUGAAAAUUGGCCAUAUCAUGUUCUUGAUCAGCAACCACGUGAUAUUCGUUCUCUUCUUCAGAAAUUACAUUCAAGUGAAAAUGUUCAUGAAGCAGUAUCACGAUCAUGCAGAGAGCAACAUCGGCAAAUUGAGAUGAAUCUGAUGGUUGGUGAUAUUGCAAAUCUCCUUGACCUUCUAUGGUCAUGGGUAUCGCCUUCAGAAGAUGAUCACAAUAUUUCAAGGUCCAUUUGUGAUCCUCAAUUGAUACGCUUUGGAGCACAUGUAGUUCUUGUCCUUAGAUAUCUUCUUGAUGAUGAAAUGAAGGAUGCCUUCAAUGAGAAGCUUGUGAAUGUUGGUGAUCUUAUUCUUCACAUGUAUGCAAUCUUUUUAUUUUCUAAACAGCAAGAGGAAUUGGUUGGCAUAUAUGCCUCUCAGCUUUCCCGUCAUCGUUGCAUUGAUCUGUUUGUUGAAAUGAUGGAACAUAGAUUAAAUAGCAGCAUUCAUGUAAAGUACAAACUUUUCCUCUCUGCUAUUGAGUACUUGCCGUUCUCCUCAGAAGACAAGUCUAAGGCAUCUUUUGAAGAUAUAAUUGAGAGGGUCCUUUCAAGAUCGCGGCAAACUAAUCCCGCUAAACACGACAAGGAUUUGUCUGAUGUUGCUGAGCAGCAUCGCUUGCAAUCUCUCCAGAAAGCCAUGGUUAUUCAGUGGCUUUGCUUCACUCCGCCAUCUACAAUCCCUGAUUUUGAAAUAAUCAGUGCUAAACUACUUAUCAGGGCAUUAAUUCAUAGCAACACAUUAUUUAGGGAGUUUGCUUUAAUAUCUAUGUGGAGAGUUCCCAAAUUACCAAUAGGAGCACACAAGGUACUAGGUUUUCUUGCAGAACCUUUGAAACAGCCCAAAGAUACUCUACUUUCAUUUGAGGAUCUUGAGGUAUCUGAGAAUUUGGAAGAGUUUGAGGACUGGCGUGAAUAUUACUCAUGUGAUGCAACAUAUCGGAACUGGCUUGAAAUUGAGCUGAAGAAUGCUUCUGUUUCUCCUAUUGGGCUUUCAUCUGAAGAGAAGGAUAGAGCUAUUGCUGUUGCUGGAGAAACAUUAAGCUCAUCUUUGUCUCUCUUACUUAGAGAAGAAAGACCAUGGUUGAAUGCAGCUCUGAAUAGUUUAUAUGAUGAUACGGAGCAUAUUUAUCUUGAAUUGCAUGCUACUGCAAUGCUCUGUCUACCUUCUGGUGAAUGUGUUGUCCCUGAUGCAACCUUAUGUACUGCUUUGACGAGUGCACUCUACUCUUCUGUCAGUGAAGAAGAUGUGUUAAAACGCCAGUUGUUGGUCAAAGUUACUACUUCUUCAACCAAUAAUUACUAUAUAGAAGUUGCACUUCGCUGUGUAGCAGUAAGUGGUGAUGGACUAGGGUUUCAUGAAGCUAAUGACGGUGGUAUCCUUGCUACUGUCAUGGCAGCUGGUUUUAAAGGCGAGCUCAAUCGAUUCCAAGCUGGAGUUACAAUGGAAAUAUCUCGUCUGGAUGCUUGGUAUUCUGAUGAAGAUGGCUCAGUAGGAAGCCCUGCUACAUAUAUUGUUAGAGGGCUUUGUCGAAGAUGCUGUUUACCAGAAAUCAUUCUCCGUUGUAUGCAGGUGUCUAUUUCUCUAGCAGAAGCCGGCGAUAGACUCGAUCAUCAUGAUCAAUUAAUUGAAUUAGUUGCUUCAUCCGAGUCUGGAAUGCUGCAGUUGUUUAGUCAGCACCAGUUGCAGGAAUUCUUAUUAUUUGAGAGGGAAUGUGUACUAUCUAAAAUGGAGCUUGAGGAAGAACAUCCUGAAGCUGAUGGGGUACAACCAGGAUACCUCCAUGAUAGUUGUGGCAGUAGUUCUUGGUGUUUACCCAGAUUAAGUCUAUGUGGAUGAUGAAAGCCCACUUAAGAUGUCCAUAGGGCACGGUCUCAGACCGCGUUGCAGCCCGGUUGGGUGCUGUAAAAGUUUCACUCUUUAAACAGAUACAACAAUUUCACAAAAAAAAAAAA
This is a messenger RNA of Ananas comosus (pineapple), 3702 nucleotides long. Its product is annotated as nuclear pore complex protein NUP107. NCBI's taxonomy places the organism in Eukaryota, Viridiplantae, Streptophyta, Magnoliopsida, Poales, Bromeliaceae. Gene Ontology annotation, molecular function: structural constituent of nuclear pore. The record is from RefSeq and is a predicted model, not a curated record. Gene Ontology annotation, biological process: post-transcriptional tethering of RNA polymerase II gene DNA at nuclear periphery; protein import into nucleus; regulation of DNA-templated transcription. The coding region runs from base 248 to 3586 and encodes 1112 amino acids. Gene Ontology annotation, cellular component: nuclear pore outer ring; nuclear pore. The transcript has 24 exons.